UGCGCAAAGAGAGCAAAGCAAAGAAGAAAGAAAAAAAAAUGUGCUUAUCCGCGGCCGUCCCCUCCGGACGCGUAUUGGCAGCCCGCGGAGCCCGGUACGACACGUGCUCCCCCGUAGCUUACGUCCGAUGUGACUCUCAAAUUCGUUGUUUUUGCGCGUACGGGAUUAAUUCAGUUUCUUGCUUCUCUCUCUUCCUUCCUCGCUUGCUUUCUUUCUGAAUCGCGAAGAAGAGGAAAUUGAGUGCGCUUCUUGCGGGCCACCGUCGCCAAGGCUGUUGGUCUCGAGAUGUUUGGGUGACAUUGAAGGAGGUGGGGGUGCAGGAGGGAGGGGGGUAGUUGCCUCUCUCGCAACCGCAGCCAAUCGCACAGGCCCCGCUCUACGCUGGCGGCCUUCCGUCGCUGGUCCGUGGCCGAUUACUUCGAGAGCUUGUGGUGGUUGGUGCGUGCGCCUUGGCGAUACUGGAGCGGCUCCUCUGCGUGAGUGGGGACGACUGACUGACCACCUACGGGAUCGGCGCUCGGAAUAUUAUUUCUAGUAGCUUUUUCACGAGGUCGCCUUUUUUCUUUGGGUGCGUCACUUCGAAAGAGAUGCCGGCCGACGAGCACUCAAACUUGCCGGUACCCACGGAGGGCCGCCGCUCCGACGUCUCCUACAAGAAGGUGGGCCUCUUCAACGUCCAGGGCCUGCUGCUGCAGCAGAACGAGUUCGACCGAGACAAGAUCCGCAAGGUCCUCUGGUUCAAGCCCCUACCCGGGGACAUCUUCGUCGGCUCCUACCCCCGGUCCUGCUCGACCCGUGCCCAGUACAUCAUCUGGUCGCUCCUGCACCCGGGCUCGCCCUUGCCCGACUUCCACACUCUCCUAACCAAGGAGUUCCCCUGCAUCGAGGUCGUGGACGCCGACACCGUCUGCGUCAAGGAGGGCGCGCCACGACUCGUCAAGCACCACCUGCCGUACGCCUUCAGUCCAGCCAGCCCCGAAGCCCGGCACGUGGUCGUGCUAAGAAACCCUUUCGACGUGUGCGCAUCCAAUUACGUCCACCUGGGCAAGAGCUACGAGGGUACGUUUGCCGACUUCUUCGAGUGCUUCACCCGGGGCGAAGUCGCCUUCGGCGACUACUUCGACCACGUUCUGUCCUGGUACGACCGCAAGGACGAUCCCAGGGUCCUGCUGCUCUGCUACGAGACCAUGAGAAAGGACCCCCUGGGAAGCGUCAAGCUCAUAGCCGAUUUCUUGGACAUUCGCACUGACCGGAACCUGCUCACUCAGGUGGCACGAGACACGGGUCUCGAGGAGACGGUGGCCGGCAGGACUGACCUGGAGGAAGAGGUCCUCAAGGGCAGGGUUGGCUGCUACAGAGAGUACUUCUCGAAGCAGCAGCAUCGCGUGCUCGCGGACAUGACGAAAGAGAAACUGGCCGGAACGGAGCUUCUCGGAGUUUGGGCAGACUUCCUCUACUGAGAUGCUGUGGACUUCGCAGUUCCAGCAGGCGACUGUCAAGCGCGAAAACAAUCCGCAAGAAUGAAUCCACAGUUCGACCCGGGAGACAGGACUGCGAGUGACAAAAUAAGCGGACAUGCCGAAUGUGUUGUGUCACGUCAUGUUGUGACAAGUGGAGUUCUUUCGUGCCCAAUGAUCGCGGGGCACAACGGAGUGUAAGUGAAUUCACAAAUCAGGCGGUACCAAAUAUGGCCCGCCAGUCUGUAUAUACUUUUGCGAUUGUCUUCAUUUCAAGAUAUUGGGUGGCUGACCAGUUUUUUUUCCCCUUGUGCAGUGAUGAGUGUGUGCGUGUGUGGGUUUAGGUUGUAAGAAAUUUCACAAUACUAGUGAUCAUCGUGACGUCAUUACCUUAGUCAGAGCUGCGUUUGUUUGACAAUAGAAACUAAUUUCAUCUUGCCUUGUAACAGAAAACUAUCGAACCGUUAUAUAUCUAACCUGAAGGGAAUUGAAUAAAAAACGUUUCACAUAUAGGUAAUUCAAUCUAUAAUAAACUAUUGUGCAUAUAAAAAUGCAUGGUUAUUUUACGGCUAGUCGAUAUGAAAAAAAAAACGUUAUAUGAGGAGUUCGAUUUUCGCAGAUUGAACUGUAUAUCAACGAUGGUAAAAAAAAAAACACUUUUGCCGUGUCUUAUAUCACGUGCCUCUGGACUCCUGGUCAUUCCUGUUGAUUUAUUCAAGAAUCGUGCAUAGACAUUGCUUAAGACAGGCUGCACCACGGCACGAAGCUUCAUCUUUUCUUGGUCAGAACUUUAAAUGCUGGCAACAUUCUCGGUGAAGUGGUAACUAUGCUUGCCGCAACACUCAAAACACGUGUUUGCGUGUGAGAAACAAGUGCGACAACGGUUCAAAAGUUUCAUUAGUGCCUUUAAUGUUAGUAUUUUGGAUAGCGUCUAUGGGUUUGCUUUUUAAACAGUUGUACCUGCUUCGUAUGGAUCAUACUAAUCGAGCUUGAUUUACGCCUUUCUUUUCUUUCUAUAUCGACGAAUCACCCAUGUAUGAUGUUAGACGUCAGAUAUGCUGUUCAACAUGGUCGAAUUCUGAGAACGUUCUCGCAGUUAUCAAGCGAGAAAGAAUGUCAAGGAUCUCUGCUUGCUGUGUGUUUAUGAUAGCGCCAAUUUAGUUAUCUGUACAAAGUCAGUGUGCUUUUUUUUUACCGAGCGUUCAGCCACGUGUGCCAGCGAACGGGAACAAUUGUACGCAACUUCCAAAACACUGGACAAACUACAAACAGAUCCAGUGCGUGAUGUUACCCUUGCUGUGCAAGGCCACUAUACAUGUAUACGUAUGAUAAAUAAACGUUUUCACGGGUCAA
Molecule: messenger RNA, 2810 nt
Organism: Rhipicephalus microplus (southern cattle tick)
Lineage: Eukaryota; Metazoa; Arthropoda; Arachnida; Ixodida; Ixodidae
Product: sulfotransferase 1B1-like
Molecular function (GO): sulfotransferase activity
Source: RefSeq, a predicted model, not a curated record